Molecule: messenger RNA, 1921 nt
Organism: Bombyx mandarina (wild silkworm)
Lineage: Eukaryota; Metazoa; Arthropoda; Insecta; Lepidoptera; Bombycidae
Gene: Tra2
Product: transformer 2
Molecular function (GO): RNA binding
Source: RefSeq, a predicted model, not a curated record
AAAUUUUGCUUCAACCAUUUUGUUUUUCGAUUUGUGUCUUCAACGUGCGGUCGCGUCUGUAGAUUGAAGUUGAUCUUUUAAGUGUAUUAAUAGAAAAUAUUCGUGAUAUUUCGCUUUUGUCUCUCUUAUUAACUACGAACAUCGCUAUGUCUGAUCGAGAGAGAAGUCGUUCGAGGACUCGCAACGGUUCUCGCGAGCCGGUACCGAAACCUGCGGUGAUGUCCAGAGGACAUAGUCGAAGCCGGUCCAGGACGCCGCCCCCGCCAAAAGCAACUAGCAGAAAAUAUAGAAGCCCCAUGCUAACAAGCGGUCUAACGGUUGAUGGUAGGACACACUCCAGAUCGCGAUCCCGUUCCGGCUCGGCUCGUCGCGGCUACCGCUCGCGCCACUCGCGCACCCGCUCUCGCUCUUACUCACCCCGGGGCUCAUACCGCCGCAGUCAUAGUCACAGCCCUAUGUCAUCCCGGCGCCGUCAUCUCGGUGACAGGGUGAGACUUUUGGAAAACCCUACCCCCUCUCGGUGCCUCGGGGUUUUUGGACUUAGUCUUUAUACAACUGAACAGCAGAUAAACCAUAUCUUUUCUAAGUAUGGACCCGUUGACAAAGUGCAAGUUGUAAUUGAUGCAAAGACGGGCCGUUCCCGAGGGUUUUGCUUCGUUUACUUUGAGGACAUGGAAGAUGCUAAGAUUGCAAAGAAUGAAUGCACCGGAAUGGAAAUUGACGGUCGUCGCAUCCGCGUCGAUUAUUCCAUAACACAGCGAGCUCACACUCCCACUCCGGGCAUCUACAUGGGCAAACCUACCAGAAUAAGUAGCAGAGGCGAUAAUGGAUACGACAGGCGCCGCGACAGAGACGACUACUACUACCGCGGCGGCGGCGGCGGCGGCGGCUACCGCGAGCGCGACUACUACCACCGCGGCUACCGGCACCGCUCGCCCUCGCCGCACUACCGCCGCACGCGACGCUACGAGCGGGAGCGCUCCUACUCGCCCCGUCGUUAUUAGUAUUGAAACAAGAAGUAAAGGAUGAAGUUCCUUGAAACUAACUGUGUUGAAGUUUUGAAAAUGUUUGCAUUGAAAAAAGCCCUUUCGAAACGGCGGUCGAAAACCCGGACCGGCCGAGGGAAGUUCGCCGCUUGUCGAAGCGAAAAGAAUAUGAUCGGGUUACCCGCUUUGUAGGAAGCAACCAAGCUUUCAAGAACUUUGAAGAGAGAAGUGUCGCGCUAAAUUUUGAUCAUAUUCUUUAUCUUCCGACUUAAAAACAAUAAUAAUAAUCGUAAUAAUUCUGCAGUAAAUCUAACACACGUUGCAUUUCACUUCGGUAUUUACAUGUUACAUAUAUUAUUUUUAUUAUAUGUAUUCGGUUUUUAUUUGAGUUUGACAUAUCUAUAUAGUUAGAUGUAGUGGUAACUUGUGAGCGACUAUCAAUAAAACAAUAGUUUUGUAACGUCGUAUGUAGUACUUCUUCAUUCAUUGCGUUUCUCUCUCCCACCUUUUCUUAUCCAUCAUUCCCUUGAUAUUUUUGAUUCUUGAUAAUGUGCAGACCUACGAGUUGAAUGCACUGGCAAAUGACUCAAAUCUGUUACUGGUGGUGAGACUGUUUCAUCAGUCCCGUGUUUCAUUAAAGUUUUAGUCGCCUUAGAUUCUUUUCUAAUGUGCAACAAUAUUCGCGAACAACUUGUUUUCACCUUUACCGUCUCAAAGCAUUCCAUAUAUUUUUAGUGAAAACAAUGACCUCAGAAUUAUGUUGAAUUUGGCACUAACAAAAUAACAAAACAAGUUUUCUUGAAACGUGACCAAAAUCGUUUGUUUUUCUCAGAAUGGGAUCGACUUGUAGGUAUGAUCGUAGUUAAUUCGUAAGAGUUUUGGAAUUGUAUGUAUAUAUAAAUAUUAGUUAUUGACAAAAUAAUUACUGGUGUUUC